This is a messenger RNA of Anneissia japonica, 333 nucleotides long. Its product is annotated as bcl-2-like protein 2. Lineage: Eukaryota; Metazoa; Echinodermata; Crinoidea; Comatulida; Comatulidae. The record is from RefSeq and is a predicted model, not a curated record. Gene Ontology annotation, cellular component: mitochondrial outer membrane. Gene Ontology annotation, molecular function: protein heterodimerization activity; protein homodimerization activity. Gene Ontology annotation, biological process: extrinsic apoptotic signaling pathway in absence of ligand; regulation of apoptotic process; intrinsic apoptotic signaling pathway in response to DNA damage. The transcript is spliced from 2 exons. The coding region runs from base 1 to 333 and encodes 110 amino acids.
AUGCGAGAGAUCGCCGAAAAGAUGGACGUUCGGCUAGGACUCGAAUUGGAUGCCGCCGCCGCGGUGAUCGACUUCGAAGAAGACGGGUUCCCGGGUCUGUUUUCGUGCCUCAACGACAUGCUCGAAAUCGGAGACGUCAACUGGGGUCGAAUCGUCAUUGUGUACUUGUUCGGUAGGAAAGUGGCAAAGAGAUGGGCGGAGAAAGGUCUCGAGGACUACGAAGAUACCGUAGCCGAGUACGUCGGCGAAUACGUGGCCACGGAAUUGUCCGGUUGGAUCUCCAAACGUGGAGGAUGGUUGACAUACCAAACAAUGCGUCUUUCGUUUAAAUAA